Struthio camelus australis is the source of this 3666-nucleotide messenger RNA. The record is from RefSeq and is a predicted model, not a curated record. Lineage: Eukaryota; Metazoa; Chordata; Aves; Struthioniformes; Struthionidae.
AUGGCAGGCACUUAACCACUAUGCUUACCGUGAUGCAGUGUUCCUCGCAGAAAGAUUAUAUGCAGAAGGCUCGCAGAAGGAGAGCAGAUCUUGUCUGGUGGAGUGUUGAAUAAACAGAAAAGCCAUGAUGACAUUGUUACGGAGUUUGGAGACUCUGCAUGCUUUACACUCUCCUUACUGGGACAUGUCUAUUGCAAGACGGAUCGGCUUGCCAAAGGAUCAGAAUGUUACCAAAAGAGCCUUAGUUUAAAUCCUUUCCUCUGGUCCCCUUUUGAAUCACUAUGUGAAAUAGGUGAAAAACCAGACCCUGACCAAACAUUUAAGUUAACAUCUUUACAAAACUUCAGCAGCUGCCUGCCUAACACUUGCACAACAUUGGUAUCUAAUCACAACAUAUCCCACAGACAGCCUGAGACUGUCCUUAUGGAAACGCCACAAGACACAAUUGAGUUGAAUAGGCUCAACUUGGAAUCCUCCAAUUCAAAAUAUUCCUCCCUGAACACAGAUUCCUCCAUGUCUUACAUUGACUCAGCUGUAAUUUCACCAGAUGCUGUCCCUCUUGGAUCAGGAACUGCCAUAUUGUCUAAACAGGCUCAAAAUAAACCAAAAACUGGACGGAGUUUGCUGGGGGGACCUGCAGCUUUGAGCCCCCUAACUCCCAGCUUUGGAAUCUUGCCGCUAGAAACCCCAAGCCCUGGUGAUGGAUCCUAUUUGCAAAACUACACAAACUCCUCUUCUGUGAUUGAUGUGCCAUCUACAGGAGCACCUUCGAAGAAGACUGUCACCAGGAUAAGCCAAGCUGGAACGAAAUCUGUCUUCUCACAAAGUGGAAAUAGCCGGGAAGUCACUCCAAUCCUUGUUGCACAAACACAGAGCUCUGGCCCGCAGACAAGUACAACACCUCAGGUAUUGAGCCCAACAAUUGCUGCUCCACCAAAUGCACUGCCUCGGAGAAGCUCUCGCCUGUUUACUAGUGAUAGCUCUACCACAAAGGAAAAUAGCAAAAAAUUAAAAAUGAAAUUUCCACCUAAGAUUCCAAACAGAAAAACAAAAAGUAAAACAAAUAAGGGAGGAAUAACUCAACCGAACAUAAAUGAUAGUCUGGAAAUUACCAAACUGGACUCUUCCAUCAUUUCAGAAGGGAAAAUUUCCACUGUCACACCACAGAUUCAGGCUUUUACGCUACAGAAGGCAGCAGCAGAAGGUUUGAUGAGCCUUCUUCGUGACAUGGGGAAAGGUUAUUUAGCCCUGUGUUCAUACAAUUGUAAAGAAGCGAUAAAUAUUUUAAGCCAUUUACCAUCUCACCACUACAACACCGGUUGGGUACUGUGCCAAAUUGGGAGAGCUUACUUCGAACUUGCAGAAUAUAUGCAGGCUGAGAGGAUAUUCUCGGAAGUAAGGAGGAUUGAAAACUACAGAGUAGAAGGCAUGGAGAUCUAUUCCACCACGCUGUGGCAUCUGCAGAAAGAUGUUGCCCUUUCAGUCCUCUCAAAGGAUUUGACAGAUAUGGACAAAAACUCACCAGAGGCGUGGUGUGCUGCAGGAAACUGUUUCAGCUUGCAACGAGAGCAUGACAUUGCAAUCAAGUUCUUCCAGAGAGCCAUUCAAGUUGAUCCAAACUAUGCUUAUGCCUACACCCUGUUGGGGCAUGAAUUUGUGUUAACAGAAGAACUAGACAAAGCAUUAGCUUGUUUUAGAAAUGCAAUCAGAGUCAACCCUAGACACUAUAAUGCAUGGUAUGGGUUGGGUAUGAUUUAUUACAAACAGGAAAAAUUCAGUCUCGCAGAAAUGCAUUUCCAGAAAGCACUUGAUAUCAAUCCUCAGAGCUCAGUCUUGCUGUGUCACAUUGGAGUAGUUCAGCAUGCUCUGAAAAAAUCUGAAAAGGCUUUGGAUACUUUAAACAAGGCUAUUAACAUUGACCCCAAGAACCCACUAUGCAAAUUCCAUAGAGCUUCUGUAUUAUUUGCAAAUGAAAAAUACAAGUCUGCUUUACAAGAACUUGAAGAACUGAAACAGAUUGUUCCCAAAGAGUCUCUUGUUUACUUUUUAAUAGGAAAGGUUUAUAAAAAACUGGGUCAAACUCAUUUGGCCCUAAUGAAUUUCUCGUGGGCGAUGGAUUUAGAUCCCAAAGGAGCCAACAACCAGAUUAAGGAGGCCAUUGAUAAACGUUACCUUCCAGAUGAUGAGGAACCAAUAACUCAAGAAGAACAAAUCAGCGAAUGUUAUCCAUAUGAAUCAGUUGGCACAGACGAAUCCCAAGAGAGCAGCAUGACGGAUGCAGAUGACACACAGCUCCAUGCGGUUGAAAGUGAUGAAUUUUAACCUCCAGAAGCCAGCGUCUGGGCUUGAGGGUGUGACUUGGUUCUGUUGUGUUCUCCCCUUCCUUUGCAUCCUGGGUCUUCACAUCACUGAGCCAGCACUGUCGUCAUUCUCCGCUGACACCAUGAGUACACCGCUCAGACUGAAACUGUACACAGAAUUAAUGGCAGUGCAAUAUUCAGCUGCUACUGAGUCUGACUAGUUGGCUCUUACACACUUAUGGAAAUGACUGAGGAGGAAAUGCUAUUUUUGGACUCCCCUUCGCUGGAAGAAGAUCAUGGAAGAAAGACUUGUGGUUUGCUGUAACGGAGCCAGUAGAUGUGGGGAUAGUACUAAUGAAGCAGUGUCUUGUUCUUUUUCCAGAAACGUGUCUUAGUUUGGUUCUUUCUUGUUAAGCAGAGUGCUGAACUUCAUUUCCGAGUUCUUCAAGGACAAUGUUGACAAAUGCAGGCUGUUAAAGACUUUUGCAUAUUGUAGUGUAACUUAAAUGCCAGGGAAUGUAAAUGACCUUAAAGCUGCAGUGUCUCCACGUGAACAAACAUAAUGCACAUGCUCAGGACUGGGAGUAUGUCAGACUACAUGAAAUAUCCAGUGUCCCUACUUAGAGUGCAAACUUGCAGGAGUGUAAACGUAGCAGGAGAAUCGCAUUGGAGAAUCACAGCUUUCACAGAAUGCUUUCAUGUUCUAACCAAGAAUUAACUUAUUCACCUAGUUUCUAAAAUGUCAGUGUUUACUUUGUACUCCAAACAAACAAGUCAGCAAUAUGUUGCUUUGUUUUUCGUAUACCCCUUGAUUUGUUCUUCUCCUUCUAAGAAUAAAAGUUAAUAAAGGGAAAAUCAAGAGAGAAAUGUAGAUAGAACUGUAAUGUGGAAACAUCAAACCUUUAAUCCGUGAUGAUUGCAUGUUUCUAGUUAAAUAAACUUGGAAGACCAUGGAAGCCUUAAUACAAUCCGAACCUUACAGUCAAAUUCAUCAAAUAUGUGUCUAAGAUAGCAUCCUUUUUAAAACUAUUUUCUAAAGCGUGGUCGGAGCAGGAUGCAAAAAUGUGCAAUUAUCUUUCUUUUGUGCUCUUUUCCUCUCCUUCUUUCUUAGCUGUUCUUUUAAGAUUCUCGGAGUACCUUCUCACUCUAGGAAUUGAGACCUUUUUUCCUCUCCACAGAAGCUGUUUCUGUGAGAAGAAAGCUACACCAUGUUAAGGAGUCCAAAAUGAUCUUUCUCUGUAGCAUUCUGCAGCAAUGAUUGGUGCCCUUUAUGCAGUGAUGAUAAAGAAAGUGUAUGAUAUAAGCAGUUUUAAAGAGCAAUUUAUGCAUAAUAAAUUGGGAAUGAUAUAAAUUUCAUAGCAACAUA